Messenger RNA from Aureobasidium pullulans EXF-150, 714 nucleotides. RefSeq lists its product as uncharacterized. NCBI's taxonomy places the organism in Eukaryota, Fungi, Ascomycota, Dothideomycetes, Dothideales, Saccotheciaceae. Bases 138 to 545 code for a protein of 135 amino acids. The record is from RefSeq and is a predicted model, not a curated record. The transcript is spliced from 2 exons.
GAGGGAUCGAGCAGAUGAUCGUUAGGUUUAGCGCUUACUCUGGGCAAAUAUUGAGGGCGGUUGGGAAAACAAAGGGACGAGGGAAGUGGGUGUAUGUUUGCAAAUUUGCGAUAGCAGAAUAGGUGGUAAGGAUUGGUAUGCCGGUGUGUUCUUUUUCCCGCGUCGUGCACACCGCCUUGCCGAGGAGGACCGCCUCGCCGCCCUCCGUCGCAACCAGGAGGAGUAUGACCUGCUUUCCAGUGCUGACCUUGCUCGCCGCCGUCGUGGCACUGUCACCCCUCGCUCGUCCGACUGUGUCUCGCUGGCAAACCGCACCCGCCGCCCCUAUGGUCCUGACUCUAAGAAGCGUUGUCGUGCCUGCGACCUCGACCGCCGCACCCGUGAGCGUCGAGCCGCUGAUGCUGUCCAGCGCGCUGCUGAAGAGGCCGAAAAGGCCAAUCGUGGUCGCCGUCGUGAAGAAGAGAAGCUCGCCGCUUAGCGCAGCGACUUUCAGUGUUCAAAUGCCGCUCUCUUUCGCCUUCCCCCGCCCACUCGCCCGAGCCUAGCUUCCUCGCCGGUGACACGAUCAGUGCUGUUGAGGUCAUGCUCGUUUUCCUGUGCUUCCGCUGCACGUACCAUCUCGAUGCCGGAGGGAUGGACGAGUGCGAUAACAUCGACAGAGGGGACUUACACUGGAUUCGAAUGCUUAUGAUGAUUUCACAUAUGCAGAAUGUG